Molecule: messenger RNA, 2265 nt
Organism: Hemiscyllium ocellatum (epaulette shark)
Lineage: Eukaryota; Metazoa; Chordata; Chondrichthyes; Orectolobiformes; Hemiscylliidae
Exons: 3
Coding region: 1-2265 (754 amino acids)
Biological process (GO): peptidyl-serine phosphorylation; peptidyl-threonine phosphorylation
Cellular component (GO): cytoplasm; nucleus
Molecular function (GO): protein tyrosine kinase activity; protein serine/threonine kinase activity; ATP binding
Source: RefSeq, a predicted model, not a curated record
AUGUCUGUAAUGUACUCUGACACGGAUGUCUAUGACGUCAUUACUGUUUUAGGGAAAGGGACAUUUGGAGAAGUGGCAAAAUGUUGGAAGAGGGGCUCCAGCCACUUUGUGGCCAUAAAGAUCAUCAGGAACUACACCUUCCGGAAAGGAGUCAUCAAGUGCGAGUUAAAAAUGCUGCGAAUGUUGGGAACUGUCAAUUCGGACAAGUUCCACAUUGUUCGUUUUUUUGAGUCCUUUAACGAUGACACCAAGUUGUGCCUGGUGUUCGAACUCCUGGAGCAGAGCUUAUAUGAGUAUCAGAGGGACAACAAUUUUGUCCCUCUGCCAACCAAGCACAUUCGGUCGAUCACCAAACAGGUUCUAAUUGCUCUGCAGAAACUGAAGGAGCUCUCUAUAGUCCACACAGACAUCAAACCUGAAAAUAUCAUGCUUGUUGAACAGGCUCAAUUUCCUUUCAAAGUCAAGGUAAUUGAUUUUGGUUCAGCCUGCAUAUUGUCUGAAAUUCAGCAAAUUAAAGGACCAUACAUUCAGUCGAGAUUUUACCGAUCCCCUGAGAUCUUGCUGGGAUUACCAUUCUGUGAAAAGUUGGACAUGUGGUCCCUUGGCUGUGUUAUUGCAGAGCUUCACCUGGGCUGGCCCAUCUACCCUGGCACCAAUGAGUAUGACCAGAUCAGGUAUAUUGUUGAUACCCAGGGGCUCCCGAGUGACCACCUGUUGGAAGUCGCUAGCAAAACCCACCAUUUCUUCAAAAAAGCUCGUCAAAUGAAUUCCACCUACCAAUGGACCCUGAAAACAGUGGACGAAUAUCAAGCAGAGACCAUGGUACAAUCACUGGAGACCAGAACAAGAAGCAUCCAUUCACUUGACCAGCUUGCAACCAUCAACCAGAGCAAAACCGUGUUCCCAGACAAGGAGCUCAAAGCUGAAUUAUUUGAUCUGAUGACCAUGGUGUCACUCAUAAAGAAGAUUCUCACCUACGACCCCGGGCAGCGCCCUGCCCCGAAUGUCGCCUUAAAGCAUCCUUUUAUCACCAUGAAAAAGCUCAAAUCCAAAUACAAACAUACCAAGUAUUACCAAGCGUCAAGACAAGCUCUCUGUGCAGCUCUCCGCUACGAAGAAUGUCCAAAUGAAAAGGAGGCUCUGUGCUGUCAUCGACUCAAACAGAGUUGUCACUUCAAUAGUGAGUCAUACCCUCAGGGCCAUAGGCAUCAAGAGCCUCAAGGCGCCAAUCAGCAGGUAGAUACUGAUGAUUUGGAUGGCACAACUACCGAUGAUUUCGAGAAACAGCAACUUCUCCUGCUCAGUAUGGCCUCUGUUCAAUCUCCCCGUCAGGCUGUAUUUCAAAGAGAAUGCCUCCCAGCAGACCCUCGUGUGGGAUCAGCUGGUCCCUGCAGACCCUCGUGUGGGAUCAGCUGGUCCCUGCAGACCCUCGUGUGGGAUCAGCUGGUCCCUGCAGACCCUCGUGUGGGAUCAGCUGGUCCCUGCAGGCCCUCGUGUGGGAUCAGCUGGUCCCUGCAGACUCUCGUGUGGGAUCUGCUGGUCCCUGCAGACCCUCGUGUGGGAUCAGCUGGUCUCUGCAGACCCAUGUGUGGGAUCAGCUGGGCUCUGCAGACCCUCGUGUGGGAUCAGCUGGGCUCUGCAGACCCUCGUGUGGGAUCUGCUGGUCCCAGCAGACCCUCGUGUGGGAUCAGCUGGUCCCUGCAGACCCCUGUGUGGGAUCUAUUGUUCCCUGCAGACCCUCGUAUGGGAUCUGCUGGUCCCAGCAGACCCUCGUGUGGGAUCAGCUGGUCCCUGCAGACCCCUGUGUGGGAUCAGCUGGGCCCUGCAGACCCCUGUGUGGGAUCUAUUGGUCCCUGCAGACCCUCGUGUGGGAUCUGCUGGUCCCAGCAGACCCUCGUGUGGGAUCAGCUGGUCCCUGCAGACCCUCGUGUGGGAUCUGUUGGUCGCUGCCGACCCUCGUGUGGGGUCAGCUGGUCCCUGCAGACCCUCGUGUGGGAUCAGCUGGUCCCUGCAGACCCCUGUGUGGGAUCAGCUGGUCGCUGCAGACCCUCGUGUGGGGUCAGCUGGUCCCUGCAAACCCUCGUGUGGGAUCAGCUGGUCUCUGCAGACCCUCGUGUGGGAUCAGCUGGUCCCUGCAGACCCUCAUGUGGGAUCAGCUGGUCCCUGCAGACCCUCAUGUGGGAUCAGCUGGUCCCUGCAGACCCCUGUGUGGGGACAGCUAGUCCCUGCAGACCCUCGUGUGGGAUCAGCUGGUUCCUGCAAUAG